AAUAUACUGAAACCGUCGUAUAAAAGAUAAUAUACCAACUUUGCAGGAUAUAUCACGAAAUGAAAAACAACAUUCGGGAUUUAUCAUUAUAAGUGGAGCGAAGUAGCCUUACCAAGAACAUAAUCUACAUCUUGUUUUCUGCGAAAUAACAUUUGAAAAAUAGUUUACCAAAAAAACAUCCAUUGUUUCAACAGCUUCUAAGAAGAAAGCGUGAGGACAACCAAUCAGAAGUCAGCUUUAAGAGUGUUACGAUCAUGCUCGUAAGUGCUGCACUUAAUGGUUACAAUCUACGCAUUUCAUUGGAUCGAAUUGUAUAUAAACAUGUUAUUUAAAUUAACGGAGCAGUAUUGCGUGAGAAAACAAGAUAACGCGUGGAUGUUUAUGUAAGAAGAGUUAUUUCACAAAGGAGUUGAAUUACGUAUUAUGUUUUUGGAAUUAAGACUAAGUAUAUCAAUUGAUAGAAAAAAUAACAUCAUGGAGCAAAAUUGUUUGACAAAGUACUUUAAGACAUUAUUCGUGUGUUCGUUGUUCUGUUCGACGCAAUGCCUGAAAACAGAUAAAAAGAAGUUCUUCACGGCUGCAGUAUACGAGCAUGCCGUGUACCAACCACCAGUGACGCCACUUCCGCUGCCCCGGGCACAGGCACUGGAAAUCAUGAUGACAAACAUCCGUGUAUAUCAGGAGCAGACGAAAAUUGCCGCAUUAAAGGGUGCAAAUAUCAUAGUGUUCCCAGAGGAUGGAAUCUUUGGCAUGUUUCUGAGAACUCGGGAGCUACUUUUCCCAUUCAUGGAAUAUAUCCCGGAACCAGAACUAAGUUGGAAUCCGUGUGAGCAUCCGACCAUGUAUCCGGAAACGGAAAUACAGCUUGCACUAAGCUGUAUGGCACGCGACAAUAAUAUUUACCUCGUCGCGAAUAUUGGUGACAAACAGCCAUGUAACGUUUUGACUGACCCGAGUUGUCCACACACCGGUUACUACCAGUACAACACUAAUGUCGCGUAUGAUACAAGGGGAACCCUCGUUGCGAAGUAUCAUAAAUACAAUUUGUUUUAUGAGUUUCAGUUCGACAAGCCUUCAAAGCCAGACAUAAGCGUAUUUAGCACGCCUUUCGGACGGUUUGGUUUAUUUACAUGCUUUGAUGUACUGUUCGAACACCCACCGAUAGAUCUUAUUUGUCGCCACAACAUUUCCAACAUAGCCUUCCCCACCGCGUGGAUGGAUGCUGGUCCGUUCUUCACGUCCGUUCAGUUCCACUCAGCGUUCGCCGUAGGGCUUGGUAUUAACUUUCUAGCUGCCAAUAUCCACCUUCCAUCAUGGCGUUUUCAUGGUAGCGGUAUCUACACGCCACAAGGAGCGGCCGGAUACUACUACAACACCCGUAACGACAGUGGCGGACAGCUGAUUGUUCGGGAGAUUCCGGUCGUUGACCAGCCCAGAUUGGAGGCGUGUCGUGGUUUGAACAUUUCACUUUCCGACCUUACCGAUCAAAUGCUCGGAUUGGACAAAACGGUUAACAAUGAAAGGGAGACGUUGCAACAUACAAAGAGAAAGGGGCAGGGAAAGGAGCAUAACAAGGGGCAUGGAAAGCGGCAUGGAAAGGGGCAGGGAAAGGGGAAGAGAAAGGGACAGGGAAAGGGACAGGGGAAAGGGCAUGGCAAGGGGCAGAGAAAGGGAAAGGGGCUAGGAAAGGGGAAGGGACAGAGAAAGGGACAGGGAAAGGGGCAGGGAAGCAUUUCACAGCAUGACAUUAACGACGAAAUGCAACAUGGAUUUCACGUAGAUAUGUUUCAAUAUGAUUUGUUCUACGAUCGUUUCAACCUUGUUCCGCUCAGAUCUGAAGGCGUUAAUACGUCUGUAUGCCACACAGACCUAUGUUGUCAUAUAUCAUACAGUUUAGAGCCUAAAAACAGACCUGCGAUGGAGUACCAAACACAAACAGCAAAUGGAAUCGAUAGAGCAGGUCAACAUUCAACCCAUCCUUUUAAUAAAGCCGAAGAUAGUGAAGAAGUAGAAGUUGUAACUGCGAAUAGUGAAAACAAGCGUGCAGCAUAUGACGAAGAGUUCUAUGCACUUGGAGCCUUUGAUGGCCUCCAUGUUUACGAAGGCAGGUACUACAUUCAGCUCUGUACCGUAAUUCGAUGUCGUAAACAACUUAAUGUCGUAAACUGCAGUGACGAAAUGGGCGAAGAAUUCAGUAUGCGGUUAAAUCAUUUCGAGCUAAUCGGAAACUUUUCCUCUUCGUAUCUUUAUCCCGAGAUAUUACUGCAAGGCGAAAAUGAUUUUCGAUUGACAGAAUAUCCCAGAAUAUGGUCUUUUACUGAUGGGCACUUGAUCGUUAAUGAAUAUUUGUCUUCGCCAUUGGCAGUGGCGACACUAUUCGGACGAGAUUAUGGUCGGGAUUAUAUCGAAGGAAUAAAUUAAUCAAGAAGCACCAUUAAUGAAGAAGAACUCUACAACAAGCUUUCUACAGUUUGAAAAGUAUAAUUGAUUCGAUGAUAAUAAUAAAAAGCAAAGGCCCACUGCGCAGCGGCGGGUGUUGACCUCUUAUUUGUUUCAGUUUUCUGGCAUACAUAUAGACAUACCGAUUCAACUCGAAAUAUUUCAGCCCUCGUCAUCUAUUUUUGCGAUGUAAUAUCCUAUACCACUUAAGUAUAAUAGACACUUCGACAAAUGCUUAUUCAAGCGUAAAUGCAUGCAUAAAAUAUAUGACAUUAACGUCAUUAUUUUGUAGCGUAUUGAAAUCAAUUUUCUUUCAUUAUAUGUAUUUCACCGCCAAAAUACGACUUUUUGCUCUAGAUUGUUAUGCUUCAUUUUUCCUGCCUCUCGGCUGUAAGGGAAAAAGUCAUAUCCAAUGGACUGGUUUACCACAAAUCUCGAACACUGUUCCCAUACACAAUGAUUGUAAAUAUAACCCGUCAUAAAUGUAUGGCAUGAAUCACGAUUUGUUUCUUAUGUAUUUUCUUCGAUCUUUUUGAUAUCUUAUUUUUAGUAUUAUCCUUAUAAAUCAAUAAACGCUCGAUAAAAAAUCGUGUGUUCAAAACAUUAUAGUCGGCAUCUGUAUUCCCGCGGUAUCGCUAUUCCCGCGGUAUUUCGAUUGACCAGUCGCCGAAGUAUCGAUCGCUCCGCCCACAUUUUCGAUCAGCCAAUUAGAUAUCGAUUUUUCACACACCCCUCAGCAACGCUUAUCUUGCCGCCAUUUUUUCCAACACAGAAAGCGUGUCGUUCAUAUGGAAUGGACGUAAUUUUUAAGAGUUUACACAGAUUUUAUAUCAAAUGCAUGAUCAUUACUGUUCGAUCAUUAUUCAAAAUUGUAGGUGCUAUACAUACUUUAUAAAAGGUUAUUAUUUUAUCUUUAUUUAUUGAAUAUAUGAACGAGUAAUGAGAAAAGAAACACAAUAAAUAGUUUAACCACACCAGUUGUGUGUUCUAUAAAAACGUGUUAUACCGUUUGAUGCACAAUAUUAUUGAGCAGUUUGGGCAACAUAAUAAUUGCCACACGUGCUAAUUAAUCUCAGAGUAAUUGUCGAUGAUUAGUAAAUGACAGUAUGUUGCGUGGAUCUCAGAAUGAAGGAACAUUAAGGCAUUGUUAGGUACUGUACACAAGAAAAUAAAACUAUUUAAUUACUUAAAUGAUUUCCAAUUAUAUAUUUAUUUUCUGUGGAUCAUAAACAAGGGAAAUCAUUAUAAAUUGUUAACUUAAAUAUUGUUUUAACUUAAGUAAAAAAAGGUGAUUUCAACGCGGCUUAGCCAGCUUAAAGCGACUUCAGGUGUAAAAUGUACGGCUUAUAAUACAACAAUAACAACAACAUUUCUAAUACAACAUAUAUUGAAACGGGGAGAAAUGUGGAAAUUGCAAUUAACAUAUAAGGACCAUCUUGUUAUAAAUAAACACAUGCAUAAUAUGCUAAAUGUAUUUUAUUCGAAUGUUCGUGAACAGCACCGUAAUACCAACAUUUCAUUUUUCGAUAGGGAAAUGUAACAGGUUCGCAUUAAAAAUAAAUGCAAUAAAAUGCAUAUUAGACUAUCUGUUAAUGAAACCACGAACUUAGGCCUGUAUUAAAUUAUGGUUACAAUCAAAAUUUAAUUUAUAUCUAAAUAAAAAAAUCGGUGUCUUUUUAAAAACAACACAAUAAAACAAAGAUCUAAACAUUUUUAAUAAACAAAAAACCCAUCAUGAUAUGGAUGUGUCAUUUGCAUUUAAUAAAAAUAAUUUCAAAAUUAAAUAUGAAUAGCCACCGGAUUCACUGUCAGACGAUUUAAUACAAGUUCAAAAUCAAUAUAAAAUAAAUGCUCAUUUUUACAACGGAUUUUCAUCAACUCCCUAUAAAAUGUAUUAGAAACGUUUCUGAUAGUCAGUCUGCCGUUAACUCAUUUAUUUUGAUUACGCCAUUUCUCUCUAAAGCAUUUAUGAUUGUAUUAAAGUUUUACAAAGCAGUUUAGUUUAGUGUGCGGCUUUAAUAAUUUAUAUUAUAGAAAAGAGCUUGAUACAUCGUUACAAAUAUAGAAUUUCGCUUACGUAAUCCGCUAUGAUUGCGAUCUGCUUGUCGGAGUUUUCUUAUUGACCUUAUCGCAACAUCCGGGCACUUGCGUCAGUUAGAGUUACAUGCCCCUUGACGACGGUGAAAACAAAAGCGCUGUCGCCAUUUUAUUUGCAUUGAAAUAUUAAACACUGCUCGCAAUUUUCUUAAGUUAAGGCACAUCUUCGCGACCAUUUUUUAGAAUAGAAAUACCCAGUAAUAGAAAUUCUUUCAUAAUAAAUUUAAUUUAAUGAACGAACACAAAUAAGGAUGAAAACAAACAACCAAUAAGUUUUAAAUAUAUGCAACAUAUAGUAGCUGAUUUGAACCUCUAUAUUUGUUACCUUAUUACCUUGUUACGUAUUAAAUUAAUUCUCAUGAUAAA
Messenger RNA from Dreissena polymorpha, 4902 nucleotides. RefSeq names its product pantetheinase-like. The transcript is spliced from 3 exons. Bases 424 to 2421 code for a protein of 665 amino acids. Lineage: Eukaryota; Metazoa; Mollusca; Bivalvia; Myida; Dreissenidae. The record is from RefSeq and is a predicted model, not a curated record. Gene Ontology annotation, molecular function: hydrolase activity, acting on carbon-nitrogen (but not peptide) bonds, in linear amides.